AUGGUCGGCACGGCAUCGGGGAGUGUGCAAACACUGUUCGAUUUCACGCGGCUCGACGAGCUGAGCGGCUGGACCGAGCACUCGGACACCGUCAAGCCGAGCGGCGCGUCCAAGGCCGCGCUCGUGCUCCAAAAGUCCCAGCUCUUCCAGCGCGCCGUUUUCUUCAGUCUCUUCGCACCGAGGAUCAAUGGCACCGGCUUCGCGGGUAUACGCGCGGACACGAGCUUCGAUCUCAGGGAGCACCAAUACAUCGCGAUCAAGUGCCGGGGACAGGGGGCCAAUUUCAAGUACAAGAUGCUGCUGAGGCACAAAGGCCUCGGUCGCGAUUCCGUGAUCUACGGCCAGAUUUUCACGGUGAGCGAAAACGAAUUUUCUACGGUAAAACUGCCACUGGGGGAUUUCAAGCCUUACCACCGGGGCUUGCCUCUGGCUGCGGAUGUCCACCCCUUGGAUUUAUCGGCGAUUACGAGUAUGGGCAUUAAAGUGGACAAUGGACCGUAUCUGCCGGAUAAUCAGCCUGGAGUUUCGUCCCUCGAAAUCGAUUGGAUCAAGGCCGUCAAAUGAUUAAUCGUCACGAUAUCCCUGAUUCUCGUUAUCAUCGUCCCCCUGCUUCCCAUUACUAUUUUUGUUAUCGUACCUAUAUGGCUUAGCUCUUUUAUUAUUUUUCGAUUUGUCGCCGAUUU
Molecule: messenger RNA, 683 nt
Organism: Copidosoma floridanum
Lineage: Eukaryota; Metazoa; Arthropoda; Insecta; Hymenoptera; Encyrtidae
Biological process (GO): mitochondrial electron transport, NADH to ubiquinone; mitochondrial respiratory chain complex I assembly
Cellular component (GO): mitochondrion
Source: RefSeq, a predicted model, not a curated record